CUUCGAUGCUCUACUCAUCAUUGAAUCAAUCCAUUAGAUCACCUUGAUCACCAUCUUAAGACGUCAUAUAAGUGAACUUUACCUUUUUCGUUAACAUUAUUUUCUCCAAAACAGUUCGUUGUUCAACUUUAAGACUCUACGAUAAGGGCUGCUGAAAAAGACAGGAGUUGCAGAUGAUGGAUACGUCCAAAAUUCAAUCAUGUAAUCCAAUGCAAAUUUUCGUUAAAACCUUAACUGGCAAGACCAUCGCUGUGAUGAUUCAACAAUCUGACAACAUUGAGGGAUUGAAAGCCAAGAUCCAAGACAUUGAAUCGAUACCACCACAUCAGCAGCGUUUAAUUUUCGCUGGUAAACAGUUGGAAGACGAACGCAUUUUAUCUGAUUACGACAUUCAGAAAGAAUCAACCAUUCACUUGGUGCUGCGUCUCUGCGGUGGCAUGAAAAUAUUCGUAAACAAUUUGGGUUCGGAUAUCUGUUUGGACGUCGAUCCGUCAGAUACAGUAUGGGACGUAAAAUGUAAACUUAAAAGCAAGCAAGGAAUUCGUCCAUCGCAGCAACAAUUGAUGUACCAGAAUGAUUGUUUGGAUGACAAUCGUCUUUUAUCGGAUUACAAUGUGCAUGAAAAAGCAAAAUUAGAUUUUGUACUGAACGUUCCGUCCAGUGAAAAAGCGCACGAAGCCCUUUUCGCAUUAACCGAUUUCGUUGACUCGCACUCCUUCUGUAAAGAACACGUAGCCAAUAUACUGAAAGCGAAUGAGAAAUUAAAAGAAGCGGAAAUGAAAAUGAAAAAGCUGUUGGAGCAGAGUACGAAAGAAAACUUAGACGCGAAACAUAAAAUCAAAAAUCUGGAAUCCAAAAUGAAGUCGCAACAGAUCGAAAUAAACGAAGUGCGAGCGAGGAAUCGUAAUUUGACGGAGAAAUCGACAAAACCUUCCAAGUUCGAGAGAAUCAAUCAACUUUUACUGGGGAAGAAUAAGAAAUCUAAAAAGGAAUUUGAUGAGUGACAUUUCCGAGGACGUUUUGCUUAAAACAUUGUAAGAAUUGUAACAUACCUUUAGCAAUAAAAAAUGUAAAAUUUU
This is a messenger RNA of Bradysia coprophila, 1079 nucleotides long. Its product is annotated as polyubiquitin-like. The record is from RefSeq and is a predicted model, not a curated record. Lineage: Eukaryota; Metazoa; Arthropoda; Insecta; Diptera; Sciaridae. Gene Ontology annotation, molecular function: protein binding.